Molecule: messenger RNA, 1810 nt
Organism: Sphaerulina musiva SO2202
Lineage: Eukaryota; Fungi; Ascomycota; Dothideomycetes; Mycosphaerellales; Mycosphaerellaceae
Product: MFS general substrate transporter
Exons: 5
Coding region: 116-1597 (493 amino acids)
Biological process (GO): transmembrane transport
Molecular function (GO): transmembrane transporter activity
Source: RefSeq, a predicted model, not a curated record
CUACCUGACAGUAGCAGCAGCAGCAGCAUCAGCACCUCGGGUCUGUGGCAACGUACACUCACUACUCGCCGGUGACACUGCUUCGAUCAACAACAAGCGCCUCCAACACGCAACAAUGGCUGGCGGUGGUGUGCCGACGGGAGCCCCAACGAUUGCUGGUGGCCCCCUCUCUGGUAAACAGCUCAUCUAUCCAUUGUCUCUGGUCAUCUCCCUGUUCUUCCUGUGGGGUUUCUCGUAUGGUCUUCUCGAUGUCCUCAACAAGCAUUUCCAGACCGUCUUGAACAUCACUCGGCUCGAGUCCACUGGUCUGCAAGUCAUGUACUUUGGUGGUGGUUACCUCUGCUUCUCACCCAUUGCCGCCGAGGUCAUGAAGCGCAAAGGCUACAAAACCACUAUCCUCAUGGGCUUGGGCCUGUACAGCUUGGGCGCCAUCAUGUUCUGGCCUACUGCCCACUAUGCCUCGCCUGACAACACUAUUGCUGCCUUUGGAGGCUUCUUGGCCUGCACUUUGGUCAUCGCCUGCGGUCUUGCCACUCUGGAGACUGCUGCCAACUCGUACGCAGUGGUUAUUGGUCACCCAGCCUCCGCAUCUGCUCGUCUUCAAUUCUGUCAAUCUUGGAACGGCAUCGCGUCAUUCAUUGGUCCCCUCAUCGCAUCCAAGGCUUUCUUCUCCGGAGACAAUAUCAACUCUCUCACCAACGUGCAGUUCGUCUACCUCGCAGUCUCGUGCGCUGGUGUUGCCGUUGCGGUGCUCUUCUUCUUCAGCAAGCUCCCCGAAGUUCCCGAGGCUGCUCUCCGCUCUGCCAGCAUCGUUGCCACUGACUCGGAACUGGGAUUCAACGAUGGCCUCGUCGCCCAGAAACCACUGUACAAGGAAUACAACAUGAUGUUCGGCUUUGUGGCUCAAUUCUGCUAUGUCGGUGCGCAGGUCACUUGCGCGACCUUUUUCAUCAACUACGCCAACGAGAACGGAGGAUAUUCCACUUCGGCUGCCUCUCGCAUGUUGUCUUAUGCACUCAUUACCUUCACCGUCGGCCGAUUCAUCGCCACUGGUUUGGCUGUCAUUUUCGAGUCCAAUUUCUUGCUGGUCAUUUACUCGUGCUGUGCUAUCGCUCUCAGCGCAUACGUCUCUGCUGGACGUGGAUCUGCAGCGGUGGGCGCUUUGAUUGCCAUCUUCUUCUUCAUGGCUCCAUGUUAUCCGGCCAUCUUCACUCUCGGAACAGCCAAUCUAGGAAAGAACACACGCCGUGGAGCAGGUAUCUUGGUAAUGGGCGUGAGUGGCGGAGCAGUGUUCCCCCCAAUCCAAGGCGCCAUCGCCGAUUCUGCCUCCACUCGCAUCUCCUACGUAGUACCCCUCGUGGGCUUCGUCGUCGUACUCGGAUACUGCGCCAGCCACUGGGUCCGACACGGCAUGCACAUUUUGCGCCUCAAAGGUGAACCCGUCGUGGCCACUUCGAUGGAAGGAGGUGCUGUCGGUGGAGCCGUUCAAACGGUCCACUAUGACGAGAAGAGAUUGUCGGUGGUGGAAGUCGAAACUGCUGCUAGACGGUCGUCGAUUGGAAAUGUUGAUGGAACUACGGGUGGGAUUCGUCAUUGAUUUUGUGUUUUGUUUUUUGUUUUUUUGAGAGAGUGGUUUUUUUUUGGCGCUGCAUAGCGUAGUAUGGGGAGUAAGAGAUUCGAUGCAUUUACAUGGAAUGGCAUGGCAUGGCAUGGCAUGGCAUGAUGAAGAAGAUGAUGAUGAUACGAUCCUAGCAUAACUACCUGCACUGCAUAUGAGAGAAGAGAUACCACACUGUUUAUUCGAUCUAUA